This is a messenger RNA of Gadus morhua (Atlantic cod), 3032 nucleotides long. RefSeq lists its product as uncharacterized. Gene Ontology annotation, cellular component: NLRP3 inflammasome complex; AIM2 inflammasome complex; IPAF inflammasome complex. The coding region runs from base 91 to 2916 and encodes 941 amino acids. The record is from RefSeq and is a predicted model, not a curated record. Lineage: Eukaryota; Metazoa; Chordata; Actinopteri; Gadiformes; Gadidae. Gene Ontology annotation, biological process: regulation of apoptotic process; proteolysis; signal transduction. The transcript is spliced from 13 exons. Gene Ontology annotation, molecular function: cysteine-type endopeptidase activity; protein binding.
GUUUCCAAGAAUCCUGAUCUCACUUAUCGUCCAGAAUGAGGAAGCUUCAAAACGAAAGUUAAAUCGAAGAGGUGAGAAGCCACGUAAGCGAUGGAAGACCUAAAAAAGAUCCGUAGCGGAUUUGUGGGGAAAGUCGGACUCCCAGCUUUGAAAGGUCUGCUGGAUGACCUUUGGCAGUGCAAAGUGUUGAGUACCGAAGACAAGGACACUGUGUUGGAGGACCAGACGAUCAGAUCGGACCGGGCUCGGUGUCUGAUCGACAUGGUGAUGGCGAAAGGGGAGAGAGCAAGUGUGGCGAUGAUUGAUUGUAUGUUGGAGAGGGACCGGGAACUAUACCUCACCCUGGGUCUGAUCCUUCCUCCCAGCCCUACUGAUCGUGUGGUUUUUCCUGACAGCAUCACUGAAACCAGCUCCGCAGGGCCGGAUCUGUCCGAUAGGCAGCUCAUGAAGGUGGCCCAAACGCUGGGACAGGAGUGGGAGCAGGCGGCCGUCCACCUGGGGCUGGAGACCAAAGAUCUGGACGACAUCAAGGCAGAACAUAGAUCUGUGGUCAUGCAGAAGCAGAAGAUGUUGGUGCUGUGGAAGAGCCGAAGACCACCAGGAGAGGCCACAGCUCUGGACCUGCUGGAAGGUCUGGAAGACCUGGAGGACCUACCGGUCGAGACUCGUCAGUUAUUGUCAGGGCAGAAUCUGUCCGAUAAGCAGCUCCUGGAGGUGGCCCAAAGGCUGGGACAGGAGUGGGAGCAGGCGGCCCUCCGACUGGGGCUGGAGACCAAAGAUCUGGAGGCCAUCAAGGCAGAACAUAGAUCUGUGGCCAUGCAGAAGCUGAAGAUGUUGGUGCAGUGGAAGCGCCGAAGACCACCAGGAAAGGCCACAGCACAGGACCUGCUGGAAGGUCUGAAAGACCUGGAGGACCUACCGGACAAUACUCCUCUGUCAUUAAGCGGGGAACUUCAAAGGAUCCGUUCUGAAUUUGUGACGAUAGUUACAACCUCAGUUAUCAAAGGUCUCCUGGAUGAUCUUUGGCAGCAGCACGUGUUCAAUACUGAGGAAACUGAAUAUAUGAAGGAGGGCUUCAGAAUAAGAGCAGACAUGGCACGUUGUCUGAUCGACAUGGUGAUCAGGAAAGGGGAGAGAGCAAGUCACAUAAUGAUUGACGGUAUGAAGAAAAGGGACCAUCACCUAUGCUCCACCCUGGGUCUGAUCUCUUCUCCUGCUGGUGUGGGACAUGGGGACGACAAGAUGCUAGUAAAGCCGAAGGAACCAACGUUUCUUUCAAGGGGGGAACUUCAAAGGAUCCGUUUUGAAUUUGUGAAGAGAGUUACAACCUCAGUUAUCAAAGGUCUCCUGGAUGAUCUUUUGCAGCAGCACGUGUUCAGUACUGAGGAAAAGGACUAUAUGAUGGAGGACUUCCGAACAAGAGCAGACAUGGCACGUUGUCUGAUCGACAUGGUGAUGACGAAAGGGGAGAGAGCAAGUCACAUAAUGAUUGACGGUAUGAAGAAAAGGGACCCUGACUUAUGCUCCACCCUGGGUCUGAUCUCUUCUCCUGCUGGUGUGGCCAGAGACCGUAAAACCCGCUCCGCAGGGCGCAAUCUGUCCAAUAAGCAGCUCCUGCAGGUGGCUGAAAUGCUGGGACAGGAGUGGGAGCUGGUGGCCAUCCACCUGGAGCUGAGCAUCACAGAUCUGGACGUCAUCAAGGCAGACAGACAGACGGAUGUGGCCAUGCAGAAACACAAGAUGUUGGUGCGGUGGAAGCACCGAAGACCACCAGGAGAGGCCACAGCUCAGGACCUGCUGAGAGGCCUGGAAGACCUGGAGGACCUACCGUUCAAGACUCGUCUGUUAUUGACAGAUUAUUGGACCGGCGAGGAGUUACCAAAUCUAUUGGAAAGAUUCUUAAACCAGUUCCAGAGGUCCAACGAGAAUGAGAGCCAUAUGCACGCUGUGUCCUCCAAUGAAACCAACACCCCUGAGUCCGCUCCACAACUCCCUCAAGCAACAGAGGAAGAGGAAGAGGAUAAACCAUAUCCCAUGAAGGCUCAAACGAAAGGCUACUGCUUGAUCGUCAACAACUUUGACUUCAGCAGUUCCCCUCUGGGCCAAAGUAAACGGAUGGGGACACACAUUGAUGAAGAGAGCCUGAGGCUUGUGUUCACCUGGCUGGGCUUCAAGGUUGAGGUGCUGCCGGACCUCACCGGAGAAAAGAUGCUCUCCUCCAUGCGGGAGCUGGCCCGCAGGGACCACAGUUGGAUGGACUGCGUGGCUUGCGUCGUCCUGAGCCACGGCCUGGAGGGCGGCGUGUACGGGGUGGACGGGGGGGUGGUCCGGCUGAAGGAGCUCACUGACGUCCUGAAUGGGGUGCGGUGCUCCUCUCUGAGAGGGAAGCCUAAGCUGUUCUUCAUCCAGGCCUGCCAGGGCAACAAGAGGGAGCAGGCGGUCCCCGUCCUGGCCAACAGACCCGCCCCCCCAGAGGUCAGCGCACAAACCGACGGACCCAGUAGCACUGGGGACCACACCCAGACGGACGGACCCAGCAGCACUGGGGACCACACCCAGACGGACGGACCCAGCAGCACUGGGGACCUCUGCAGCGACGGCGUGGAGGCGAGUAUGUUGAUACCCACCUCGGCAGAUUUCCUGACCGCCAUGGCUACCACUCCCUCCUAUCUCUCUAUGAGAGUCGAGGACCGAGGCUCCUGGUUCAUCCAGUCCUUGUGCCAUAACCUUGUGAAGUUGGUUCCUGGUGGCAAAGACUUAGCCAGGAUCCUGACGACGGUUCACAACGAUGUGGGCAAUAAGUCCAACCGCAUCGGCGGACGCAGACAGAUGCCCCAACAUCACACCUCUCUGCGGACAGAUCUGGUCUUCCCCGUCCCUGAAGACCCUCCUCCCCGUCUGCCCACCAGUCCCUAGCUACCAAGGCUCUGCUCCAAUUGGUCGACUGGUGCUGUCACGUUAAAAUUGUACCGGGGGCGAAAAUUGUACCGGCCUACGUCAUCGUUUGUUUACAUCCUGACAACCUGACAACC